Messenger RNA from Mobula hypostoma (lesser devil ray), 26990 nucleotides. RefSeq names its product microtubule actin crosslinking factor 1a (gene macf1a). Gene Ontology annotation, cellular component: actin cytoskeleton; membrane; cell junction. Gene Ontology annotation, biological process: wound healing; regulation of focal adhesion assembly; regulation of microtubule-based process. Gene Ontology annotation, molecular function: structural molecule activity; calcium ion binding; microtubule binding. The transcript is spliced from 96 exons. Bases 521 to 22924 code for a protein of 7467 amino acids. The record is from RefSeq and is a predicted model, not a curated record. NCBI's taxonomy places the organism in Eukaryota, Metazoa, Chordata, Chondrichthyes, Myliobatiformes, Myliobatidae.
UAGCACGGACUAACUGGUUUGCCUGGGCGUGGUGUGUCGCAGGUUGAAAGAAUUUUAUUCCGGCUGACAAGAUAUUAGAGAUUUGUUUCUGCGCCAUCGAGUCCGCGUACGGAGCAGGCACUGGCCCACCUGGUUCACGUUGCAUGAAGGGCAAAAUCCCAUUUGCUCCUCGAAAAGGCGAAUGCACCAGUGUUGAAACCAUGGAGAUCUGACAGUGUGCGCGCUUAAUAGUUGAAGAAUGCAGCACUUCAAUCAAAUGUACCAGUGCGCUCUGACGGCGGAACGAUGGUGAUUCUCGACAUUGGGACAACAGGAAUUAUCAGCCGAUCCGGGAUCGGCUGCCUUGUGGUCAGAGAGUGCGAACUAUGGUGACUAGCGUCGGGUUUGCUGGAUGUUCGUCUGAAGAUGGCCGGCCGGUUGGAAUGUUAAAUUGCGUUUAGAUCCUCCCGGGGAGAGUUGCAACUUCUCUCCUCAGCCGAGCCCAGUCGCGGCGACAGGCGCUGCCAGGAAUGCCGACAGAAUGGGAAGCACCUUAGGAUGUGUCCGAAAGCAGCAGGAGGCUGCGGGAGUAGAUCGGGAAAAAACUCCCUUCCCACCGCGGAAAAAGAUCAAAUUCAGGCGCUUCAGGAGAAAGAAGAAAGCCGCUUCGCGUUCCCGAGAAGCGGAGGGGAGGCUGCCGGGCAAUUCGUCUCCGUCGGCUGCGCGGCGGAUGAAAGGAGAUGGGGCACGUUUCUCUCCGGCUGGAGCUGCGGGGGGAUUAUCAACAGGCGCCAGUCUCGGUUCUGCCGCGGGGAACGGGGAGCCUGCUGAAGCCCUGUCAGGGCUCCGAAAUGCAUCGGAUCUCCCCAUCGGAGCGGCGGCAAGUCCGGGAAAAUCGGCAGAUUUCCUCGUGAAAGCCGGCGGAGAAAGUACGCAGCAGACGUUUUCAGUCAGGGCUGAAAUCCAGCCUUUUGGCGGACGCGUGAUGACACUUGAAACGGACCCGUGUUCGGGGGAAGAGCUCUGUGAAAGUGAAGUGAAAGAGUUGAUCUUCCCUGUACCCGUGUCCGGAGAUGAGGACCUGAAAGCGGGCAAGACAAUAAUUGCGAGCACCCCCGAGGCUGCUAAUGAAGUCGACGCAGGUCCCCCCUUCUCCGGAGAGUCGCCGGAGAAGCGAGCGCGGCUGGACUGGGACACACAUCACCCCAAUGUACUUGACGAGUCGCGUGUAACUUCACACGGUGAACGCGCGGAUAGCAAAAACGAUCAGCCAUCCUCGCACGGGGAAAACGAAGCUCUAGCAGAGUUAGCGAGGCAGUCUCCUUUAAAGAGGGACUUCACUGUGGAGCUACGGACCAGUAACACUCUCUUCUCCUCUGGUUACGGCAUCAGUUUGCCCUCCGCGGAAAUAAACGAAAGUGUGUCUGGAAAAACCAGCUGUAGAGACUUUGAGCUGUCUUCCUCCGUCCCUGAUGGCGAUACCUUGUCCAUUUCUGAAAUAGAGUUUGGGCUAUCGACCGGCAAUGAAGGUGACGAUAUCAGUUUGGAACAGAUUGCAAACCUAAGCCAGGAAAUGAUCUCAGAAAUUUAUGUGAGUGGAGAAUCUGGUGACAUGUCUGCUAAAGAGAAGCUGCUACUUUGGACACAGAAGUUGACAGAAGGCUAUUCUGGGUUGAAGUGCUCCAAUUUUACCUCCAGCUGGAGUGAUGGAAAAGUAUUUAAUGCUAUCAUACAUAAAUACAGACCAGACCUCAUAGAUAUGGAGAAAGUUUCAAUUCAAAGCAAUCAAGAGAAUCUGGAACAAGCUUUUGCAGUUGCUGAAGCACUUGGUGUUACACGACUAUUGGAUCCAGAAGAUGUUGAUGUUCCAUCUCCCGAUGAGAAGUCUGUGCUCACUUAUGUCUCCUCUAUUUAUGAAUCAUUCCCCAAGGUCCCAGAAGGUGGUGAAGGUAUUAGUGCAAAUGAGGUUGACUCGAAAUGGCAGGAAUACCAGAAUAAAAUAAACUACCUCUUCCAGUGGAUCAGGCAGCACAUCACACUAAUGUCUGAUAAAGCUUUUCCACACAAUCCUGUAGAACUUAAGGCACUUUAUAAUGAAUAUGUACAUUUUAAAGAAACUGAAUUACCAGCAAAAGAAGUAGAAAAGUCACAGAUACAGCAUUUAUAUAAAUUGCUUGAGGUUUGGAUCGAGUUUGGUCGAAUUUUGCUUCCCCAAGGUUACCACCCCAAUGAUGUGGAAGAAGAAUGGGGAAGACUGAUCAUUGAAAUGCUAGAUCGAGAGAAAGCCCUCCGACCUGCAGUAGAAAGGCUGGAACUACUACUGCAGAUUGCCAACAAAAUCCAAAAUGGAGCUUUAAACUGUGAGGAAAAGUUAACAUUGGCCAAAAAUACCCUGCAGGCUGAUAAUGCUCAUUUAGAAUCAAGUCAGCAGUUUCAGUAUGAAACAGAAGUGGUCAUGUACCUAGAAGAGUGUGAACGAAUAAUACGACAGCUACAAAUCGAUGUACAGAUUCUCCGAGAUGAGAAGUACUAUCAGGUGGAACAGAUUGUUAUGAGAAUCAUUAAACUGCAGGAUGAACUGGUGACGUUGAGGCUGGAGUGCACCAACUUGUAUAGAAAAGGACAUUUCAUCUCCACAGCAGACCACUUACAGCCUUUGAACCUGACUGCCACUGACUUAACAACUGAUGUUGGUUCCAGCAAUUUGCACAUCACCUCUCUCACAGGAUUUAAAAAACCCAUGACAAGGUCAGAAUUGAUUGCACUCUCUUCAACGCAAGAUGAAGGGAGCCUGCGAUUCGUCUAUGAGCUUUUGGCCUGGGUGGAGGAAGUACAGGUAAGACUUGAUCGAGCUGAGUGGGGCACUGACUUACCUAGUGUGGAAAAGCACCUUGAAGCACACAGGACUAUCCACACUGCUGUGGAAGAACUGGAUUCUAGCCUAAAAGAAGCUAAAAUUUAUGAAGGUCAAAUCUCUUCAAACUUCAAGACUAGUUAUUCAGAUACAUUAAGUAAACUGGAAGUACAAUACCUCAAGCUGCUGGAAACGUCAAGGUUGCGUUUGAGACACUUAUUAAGUCUGCACAGUUUUGUAUUGAAAGUGACCACAGAGCUUAUUUGGCUAAAUGAAAAGGAGGAGGAAGAAUUGGCUUAUGACUGGAGUGACAACAAUACAAAUAUCUCUUCCAAGAAGGAAUAUUUCAUUGAACUGAAGAAAGAACUGGAGCAAAAACAGGUGGUUAUCAAAUCCCACCAGGAGACAGGAGAACAGCUCUCACUGGAGAACCAUCCAGCCCGGCAGACGGUUGAGGCGUACAGUGCAGCACUUCAGACACAGUGGCUCUGGAUCAGGCAGCUGUGCUGCUGUGUGGAGCAACAUGUGAAAGAUAACACAGCCUACUUCCAGUUUUUAAGCGAUGUUAAGGAAGCAGAGCAAUAUCUACGGAACUUGCAGGAGACAAUAAGAAGAAAAUACAAGUGCGACCAGACCAGUAGUCUAUCAAAACUGGAGGAUCUACUUCAAGAUUCAAUGGAUGAAAAGGAGCAGCUGAUAAAGUACAAGAGUUGCAUAGCAGGUCUCGUCGGAAGGGCAAAAACAAUUGUUCAGUUGAAACCAAGAAAUCCCAAUAAUGUUCUCAAAGGCACAAUCCCAAUCAAGGCAAUCUGUGACUAUAGGCAAAUUGAGCCGCUUGGCACCAUGCAGCAUCCAUCUACUGGGAAGGUUACAGGGUCUGGGCCGCAGUCUUCACUCCAUUACCACUGUCAAUGUCAGUCCGGGAUUGGCCAACAGGAGAUCACGGUUUGUAAGAACGAUGAGUGUGUUCUGGAAGAUAACUCUCACCGAACCAAAUGGAAGGUUAUUAGCCCGACUGGUAAUGAAGCAAUGGUCCCAUCAGUAUGUUUUACAAUCCCUGCGCCCAACCAGGAGGCCAUAGAUACUGGCAGCAGAAUUGAACAGAUGUAUCAAAAUGUUAUGGCUUUGUGGCAUCAGCUGCAUAUUAAUAUGAAAAGUGUUGUGUCCUGGAACUACCUAGUGAAAGAUAUUGAAACUAUUCGCUCUUGGAACAAAGACACCUUUAAGACAGUGGAAGCAAGUGAACAGCAGCUGGUGAUGAAAAAUCUCCAGGUGCAUUAUGAGGAUUUCCUUGAAGACAGCCAGGAGUCGCAAGUAUUUUCCAUUGCUGACAGACUGCGGUUAGAGGAAGAGGUGGAUAGCUGUAAGGACCAUUAUGAGCAGCUACUGGUAACCAUGGAAACAGAAGAGAAAGACGAAACUCUCAGUAAGACAUGCAUCUCAGAACUGCAAAAUAUAUGUCUGCGCCUCGAAAAGUACAAAGAAAGGUUAAUACGGAGGCUUCAGGCUUCAGUAGAAGGGGAUGUCUUGCAAGAAAAUGCCCUCAGAAUGGCUCAACAGGAGCAUGUGCAGCAGGAACUAAAUGGGUUGAAAUCGGACCUGGAUGAGGUCACAAAGAAAUGUGAGACUUUGUUCUGUCAGUCUCCUUCUGCGGCUAGUAUCCCUGUCCUGCGCUCUGAGUUAGACCUAGUGGUACAGAAGAUGGAUCAAGUGCAUUCAUUAUCCUCAACCUACAUGGACAAACUGAAAACGGUGGACGUAAUGUUGAAAAGUAGCCAAGGAGCAGAGAUGCUGGUUAAAAUGUAUGAAAUGAAGCUGAGUGAAGAAGAUAUUGUUCCAGUAGAACUGGAAGCUGUUGGGGAACACAGACGGAUAUUACAGCAAUGGCUCAGUGAUGUGACUGAAAAGCACGAAGUCUUUUACUCGCUGGAAGAGGAAAUGCAACGAGCACAAACGGUUUGUAAACAUCUCUUUGAACUGCAUGGUGAGCGGAGCUUGGAUUUGGAACGAUACCAAGAAAAAGUGGUACAGCUGAAAGACCGCUGGCGAAAUAUCCAAACGCAGAUUGCAAACAGGGAAUCUGAGUUGGCGACCAUUGAGGAGCUGCUGAAGAAUUACAGGGGUUGCCAUCAGUCACUGAUAGACUGGAUUGAGGAGACUACUGCUCAGCAAGGCAAGAUGGAGCCGGGCAAGGCAGAAGACACGAAGAUCCUAUCAGAGCAGCUGAGUCAACAGACGGCAUUGGUUGCUGAAAUUGAAAAUAACCAAACAAAACUUGAUGAAUGCCAGACCCUGUCUAAACAGUACUCUGCAGCUGUGAAGGAUUAUGAACUGCAGUUGAUGACCUACAGAGCCUUUGUUGAAUCUCAUCAAAAAUCGCCCGUAAAACGCCGGAGAAUCCAUUCAUCAUCUGAUGUCAUUACCCAAGAGUUCAUGGAUCUGAGAACCCAAUAUACAGCACUAGUUACUCUAACAACUCAACAUGUGAAGUACAUCAGUGAUGCUUUGAGGCGACUGGAAGAAGAGGAAAAAGUUGUUGAGGAGGAAAAGCAGGAACACGUCGAGAAGCUGAAGGAACUCUUGGGCUGGGUUUUGAACACUGAUCAGAUGCUGAGAAACAAGGAAAUUGAAUCCGAAACAGCAGGGCUGGAAACCAUUGAGCAGUCAUUUUGUGAGCAGCAGGCAAUGACUGAAGAACUCAAUGCCAAGAGAGAUCAAGUAGCAGAAGCAAUUAAAACAGCACAGAUUUUUCUUGCCAAACAUGGACACAGAAUAUCUCCACAAGAACAGCAGCAGGUGACAUCACAAUUGAACACGCUGAAAGAAACCUAUGGCAAAUUGUGUGACCAGUCUGCAGAAGAGCUCCAGCGACUACAAAAUAAACUCACUCAUGAGGUGCAACGAAAGGAGUAUGAAACAAUUGCAGGUGUGAUUGACCUGGACACAGUAGAAAUCUUUUCCAUUUUCCGUGCCAUGCAGAAAGGUUUUAUAGACCAGGACACGGGCCUCGCUCUGCUGCAGAUUCAAGUGAUUAAUUCUGGCCUCCUGCUUCCUGAGACACAUGAAUGCCUGUCAGUGGAGCAAGCUUUAGAGAGAGGUGCAAUAGAUGGUCGAACAGCUGGAUCCUUGAAAGAACUACAGGCCGCCAUGGAGGUUUUGAAAAGCACGACUUUUAAAAACAACAAGCUGCUCCCCGUUGCUGCUGCUGUUGAAGAGAAUAAGAUUGAAGAGGAUAUCGGACUGAAAAUUUUGGAGAUGCAGCUCAGCUGUGGUUUUGAUAACCUAACAGCAGCUGAAGCUGUCAAUCUGGAGAAAGUUUUCCAACAGGGCCUGAUCACCACUUCCUUGCACUCUAAGAUGAAGGCAAGACAAAGAAUGCAAAAAAGUUUGAUUGAUCCCAAUACAGGAGAAAAGCUUGUGCUUCUGGAGCUGAUGCAACGAUGCAUUGUAGAUAAAGAAACUGGAUUAACUUUAUUUCCAAUAAAGCAGCUUGCAGGUGGGAUGAUAUGCCUGAAAUCGGGAAGAAAAGUCAGUAUAUUUCUUGCGAUCCAAGAAGGCCUGAUCGAUCGACAGGUGAUGGUUAGAAUGCUAGAGGCCCAGUUAUUCGCGGGAGGCAUAGUUGACCCCAGAACAGGGCACCGAUUAACAGUGGAUGAAGCAGUGAGACAUAAUCUCAUCGAACAUGAUAUAGCUUGUUCUAUAGUGAUCCGUCAGAUCCAGAUGGGUGGCAUUAUUGAUCCCGUCUCAGGCCAGCGACUGACUCUAGAUGAGGCUGUGCAGCGGGAUUUGAUGACUUCAAGGAGUGCGCUGGUUGUCCUGGAGUCGCUGCUGUCCUUUAAGGGCCUGCUGUGGCCAAAAUCUGGUGAGGUCCUUCCUGUGGCCAGUGCAUUGCAACAGGGCCUUGUCUCCGCUGAACUCGCGCAUACUAUCCUGAAGAAGAGACCCACUAUAUCAGGACUUUAUUUCCCAGAAACGACUGAGGUGCUGUCCUGGGAAGAAUCAGUUGAACGAGGAAUUUUAGAUGCCAAAUUUGUUGAACUGUUGAAGUCAAUUCGUCUUCUUGAUAUGAUACCGAAUAUGAAAGAACCUAGUUCCCCAAGCUUAGACAGAUUGAACUGGAGGACAUCAAGUGGAAUGCUGCCAAAUUCCAGUCCGAAAUCCCUGGAUGCAGACAACAGUACUGAAGCCUCAGAUGCUCAAAGAGCAGAAGAAAGAUUAUUGUCUUACAUAAUGGCCCAAAGCUACAUGAACGUGCACAAUGGCAACAGACUGCUUUUGAUUGAUGCCAAGUUAAAUGACAUCUCUACAGAAUUCAUAAAAGCUGCAGUAUUAAAAAGCAAAGAGAUGUCAGAAGAAUGCAAUAACGAAUAUGAUAGCACUGUGGAUUCUGUUGAAGUAAAAUAUCCACAUAAGCUGCUAUUAGAGCAAAAUGGCAGUGUGAAAGCAAGCGAUAAGUUAGAUCCUGAUUAUGGAAUGCACGAGAGACAAUCAGAUGGAUGGAUUAAGGAAAUUAGAAGCAGUGAGGAAAUACCAGUCAGGAGGAACGUGGAUUUUCCAGCCUGCAAGGAAACAAGUGAUCAGAUUGGAAUCUGUUGCGGGGAUAUUGUGGUUCAUGAGCAGCCAACAGCUGGAAGGGAGGAGAAGCCAGUGGAAUAUGACACUGGUGAAGAAGAAAACCUGAGCAUGGAUUCUGAAACUUCAUUACAUAGAAUGAGUGAUGAAAACCUUCAGCUGCCUUCACAGGAUCACGUUGCCAAUAAAUGUGAGAGAGGGGCCGGAGAUUUACAGACAGUUGACUCUCAACCUACUCCAGCCAGUUCAGUUUUGGGUGUUCCAACAUCAGCAGCUCACAGGUCAUUGCAAGAACCUCAGUGUAGUUUAUUACUAAACAACGAAGCCAAAUCCGUGAUAAGUGAGAGCUGGAUUGAGCCUGCUAAACCCCCCCAACACCAGAAAUUGGCAAUAAUUUCAAACGUAACAGAUGAUAGCUUGGAUAAUGAGUCCACAUUAAACGUUCUGAUUGACCAGCUUCAAAGGGGUGGUGUCAUUGAUGUGCAGACUGGACAAAGACUGGCACUGAAGGAAGCAGUGACCAAGGGGGCGCUACAGAGCCACACCGCUCUCAAACUAAUGGAAAAGCUGGGCAUCUUCAACGGCUUCUUUGACCCACAGACUUGUGAAACUCUGACCGUCGCUGAGGCUGUGGAUGAAGGGCUUGUUAAUGAACAGCUGAUUCAGAAGAUCUUGAACUCUGAGAAGGUCAUCUGUGGUGUGAUAUAUCCAGGCUGUGCUUCAGUGCAUUCGGUCAAGGAUGCAGCUGACGCUGGGCUUCUGGAUCAAGAGACUGCAGCAAGGAUCCUAGAGGGGCAGGUUGUUUCUGGCGGAAUCGUAGAUUUAAAGCGAGGCAAACAGUUGUCAGUGACUCUGGCAUCAAAAAUGGGCCUAGUAGAUAAAGUACAUCAGGAUAAUUUGAUAAAUGUAGAAAAGGCAACAAAAGGAAAAGGAUCUGAUGAAAGUGCAAAGCUGCGCAUGAUUGCUUUACAGAUGGAAAUGAAUGGCAUAGUGGAUCCACAAACAAAAGAACACCUAACUGUUGUUGAAGCAAGGAAAAGGGGAAUCAUCGAUAAACAAGCUGCUCUUAACAUUUUGAAGAAGCAGGUGGCUUUUGGUGGAGUUAAUCACCACCUGUCAGGAAUGAGGCUUUCUGUGACAGAUGCUAUUGAAUGUGGUCUGCUUGAUCAGGAUGUAGCCAAUGAAUUGAUUGAAGUAGAAAAAGCUAGUCAGCAGGCAAAGGAAAUGCAGGUAAUUACUUUAUCUGAAACAACAUCCUUUAGCCUAGAGGACGCUUUCGAAGUUGAAGAAGCCCAAGGACUGAGUGGAAGGAUGCAGGUGCCGGUAACUUCCAAAAUCUUGGCAUUAACACGAAAUUCAAAUCAAGGAAUAACAUCUGCACAAGCAAAAGCAAUGUCCUCUCCUGAGCAGAAUCAAGGGAUUGUGGCUCCUGACCAAUGUGUGGUGAUACCUUACUCAGAGCUGAUAAAGAAAGGGAAAAUAGACUUGGAAUCUGGCCAGAGAUACAUGGAAGCCAGAUAUUUCACAGGGGUUAUUGAUGGACUCACGGGCAAGAACUUAACAGUUGCUGAGGCAAUAAAGUCAAUGAUAGUGGAUCCAGUCCCUGCCAUGCGACUGCUGCAAGCCCAGGCUGAUACUGGUGGGAUUGUAGAUAGCACCACCGGAAACAGAAUGACUUUGAUGAAAGCUGCAGAACGUGAGCUGUUAGAUGACAAUAUGGUAAAGAUUAUAGCCACCAAUCAGCUUCUGGGUGGAGGAAUAAUUGAUCCACUCACUGGAGAUAGAGUCCCACUCAUUGAAGCAGCUGAAAGUGGGCUGAUAAGUUGUAAGGUGGCUGAGGAAAUCCAGUCCAGUGUGGGAUCUAUUCAUGAAAAUUCUUACCCUGACCUGGGCAUUGCGACAGAAACUGUAAUUAAACCAGUUGGGCAGAGUAUGUCUUUUGAAGAGACCUCCUCAGAUGAAGGGAGCCAGAUAUUAAACCCAAGAGUUGAAGAGGAUGACCAGUUGAGCAUUAGAGAUGAAAAUUCAGUGAUCAGUUAUAAACACCCAAUGCUGCUUUUACCUGACAACUCAGUGCCUUUAUCAUCUGAACUACUCUUAGAAAGUGCACUUGAUACAAAGGAUUCAUUUCCUGUCAAAUCGGUUGAUGAUAGAAUAUAUGCAUUACAUCACAGCAAAGAAGGAUUUGCCCCAGAAGCAAUAGUGUCCGUGGACACAGAGCCAAACUUGAGCAACUUGGGGAGAAGAGAGGAAGAAAUGGAGUUUGAUAAUUAUUCAAUAGACUGCUCCAAUACUGUGGCAGAUGUGCAGGAUGUCUUCAAUUUGGAAAUGACUGAGGCACAGCAAUUUAUGAAAGGAAAGGACGAUCAUUUUGCUGGUGAGAUACAAGUGGUGGUUUCUAGUGAUGCAGAGUAUGAGAGUGAUCAAGGAGUUUCUUUGACAAUGGAUCAAGAGCUGGAAGAAAUUGAGACAGGUGAAAGAAAAUCUUCCUUUCCAAGGAGGGAAGAGCUUCCCGGCUGCUUGCAGAAGGAAAUUGAAGAGUUGGCUGGACAAAGAAUGAUAGAUGAAAUUUCUGGAGGAUGCAUGUUUGAAGAUAAGAAAGAUGGAGAAAUGCUUUCAAAACAAAUAAAUGAGCCCAUUGCAAAGCACGUUCAUGAAAGUUCAAAACAAUUGCAGUCAUUUGUUGAAAUAACCAAAACUGAAGAGCCAAGUGGUAAAGUAAUGGAAGAGGAUUGUGUAUGUGACGAUAGAAAAUCGGCAGGAAAACUGAUAGAAGAUGAAAAUAAACUUCCCAGUGCUAGAAAACCAAUUGUGUCUCUUGUUCCCACAAAAAGCACGGAAUCCAAAGGUGUAUCAGCCUUGCAGUUAAGUGAAGGGUAUGAUCCAAUAAAAGCUGCAGAUGAACAGAGAAUAAAUAAAUUAACAGAAAAUACUAAAACAGACUUGGACCAAAACAUUGAUUCUGAUUUUGAAGCUGAUAAUAAAAGUACUCAAGUGAUGCUGAACCAAGACUUCCUACAGAAACAAAUUGAUGAACCAACGUUUAUGGCCGUGAAUGAACAAGCACAGGUUACCAACAAGGGAACUGAAAUUGUCAAGGACGAAACAGAAGAUACUGAGAAACAGCCAUUGUACAGUAAGCAGCAAUGCUUAGAGCACGGCGAAAAUCUUGUUUCUUUCCUCUCUCGUGUGCUGGACAUCGAGGUCAGAUUGAAACAGCAGAAGCCAUUUGGUACGAACCCCGCGAUGCUUCUUGAGCAAUUGUACUUGGCAGAGGGUUUCGAAGCCGAGCUCGAGAAGCUGUCAGUCCAGAUUGAUCAAGAGCUGAUAUUGAUUAAUGAGAUACUUCAAGGAUGCACACAAAAUGUACCCAGUCAGUUACUGAAGACACUUGAGAAAGACUCAAAAAGCUUGCUGACAGCGUUUACCUCAGUCCGUGAGGUGUCAAAAACUUGGCUUGGAGAUUUGAGAGACAUGCUGGCAACCAAAAAAGAGCUUAAUGAAUCUACAUCACACACUAAAGCAAAUAUUGCUGACUUGGAGUUUAAUUCGGAAUAUGCUCGAGACUCAAGACCACAACAGAUUGAACUGUUGCAUAAACAAUUAAAUGAGGGACACAAGUCACUCGUAGAUACGUAUGAAAAAAAUGAGGCACACACAGAAUCACCAGAUCUUCAACUUCAGGAUAAAAUACCUGUGGAAUCCAUGAAGUCUCGACAGGAGCAACGGGAGGAAUGCAAGCAGAAGUUGGACGAGAUCGGUACGUGGCUGUCUCAGGCAGCUAACAUGGUAGCUGGUCACCAGAUGGCAGUGAAUGAGUGUGACCUGCCAGCUCUUCACGAGCAACAGAAUGCGAUUCAGGCAUUACAAAAAGACAUGCAAUCGCGCGCUGCUGUUAUGGAGGAUGUGAUCAAAGCCACGGAACAUUUAUUGGAGGAAAACCAGGGAAAACUAGAUCCGGAAGAACUGGCGGAAGUUGAAACUAAACUGUUGGAAGUUAAAGCUCAGCACAAAGUCUUGAGUCAAAGUGCUGAGAAACUUCAGAAGCAAGUAGAUAGUGCCUUAACAAAAGCUGUCCAGCAAGAAACCGAAAAGGCCAAAGCAGAAGAGGAACUUGAAGAAAACAAGGUUAAAAUAGAGAGUCUUUUGGAGUGGCUGUCAGCCCUGGGACAGCAGGCAGUGUCGCAUUCCCAACAUGCAGGGCCCCAGGAGGAACAGGAUGAGAAGCGUGCACUUGGUAUCAGUGAAGAUGAAAUGGAUGCGCUAGGAAAUAGUUUACAACCGCAAGGCCAGAAUAAUGUCAUGGAUUCUCUCGCUGGGAUGGGAGGAAACCUGAGCCAGCAGCAACAGGCACUGAAGGAACAUCAUGAAAUGUUGUUAUCACAGCAGCAAGCUUUUGUAUUAGCGACACAGUCAGCUCAGUCCUUUCUGGACAAACAUGGCCAUAACCUUUCGCCAGAAGAGAAGAGACAACUGCAGAGUAAACUGAAUGAUUUGAAGGAGCAGUACGAGACAGCACUGUUACAUGCAGACACUCAGCUGAAACACGUUCAUGCCUUACAGGAAGAACUACAAAAGUUUCUAAAAGAUCAUGGUGAAUUUGAGGCCUGGCUAGUGCAGUCUGAGUAUGAUCUGGAAGAGUUGAAAGCUGGUGAAAUGGACUCCAAUUCAUUGCAAGUCAAACUCCAGAAACAGAAGUGCUUCUCUGAAGAUGUUAUUUCUCAUAAGGGCGAUCUAAGAUACAUCACAAUCUCAGGGCAAAAGGUUUUGGAUGCUGCUGAUGCUUUUGCUGAAGCUAACACAAGUGAAGGUUUCAAGGCCCCUAUCGACCCCUCGGUGACCAGCACCCUAGUGAAGGAGAAGUUAGAAGAUGCCAAAAGUCGCUAUAGCAUGCUUCAUUCCAAAUGUGGUAAACUUGGCACUCACCUUGCCAAUAUGUUGGAGAAAUCUGAGCAUUUCCAUGAGGUUGCUGAUGAGCUGAAUAUGUGGCUAAAUAACUCAGAGGCAACUGCAGAGAGGCUUCUAUUGGAAACAAUUUCUUCUGAUCCAGAAAAUUUGCAGAAGCAGCUUGAAGAUGUUAAGGUGCUCCAGGGGGAUAUAGCAGAACAUGAAGUCAGUGUGGAAAAGUUACAGAAAGCAGCAAAUUCCCUAAUGUCCUUGGAUGAUGACCUUGUUCCAAACCAGGAUCAAAUUCAACAAACAACAGAUUCCAUUGCACAGAGGUACAAGAACUUGUCGAAGGUCGUUUCAGAGCACGACAAGAAGUUGCAAGUGUCAAUCGCUCAGUCUCAAAAUGUUCAAGAAGGCUUGGAUAAUUUACUGAAUUGGUUGGAAGGUGUUGAAAAGAGUUUGAAAAAUCAGGAUAAUUUGCUGAUGUCAUCUGCAGCAGUCCAGGAUGCCCUUGCCCAAAACACUAAAUUAAAACAGGAUAUUGCUAGUCAUCAAAGCAGCAUUAACACCAUCCAGGAUAUGGUCCGUGGUUUUCUUGAAAACACCGAUGGAGCAACGGCUUCCUCACUGCAGGAGAAGCUUGAACGGUUGAACAGCCAAGUGCAAGCGGUGUGCAGUGAGCAGCAGGAGAAGGAGGAGAAGCUGAGAGAACUGCUCCCCAAAAUACAGCAAUUUGAGAAACUGGUGCAGAACGUCGGACAGUUCAUAGAAAUCAAGUCUCAGAGCCUGGCAGCUGGAGGAGAUCCCAAUAAAGAUAUUGCUCAUUUUUCACAGAAAAUGCUGGAUGCAAGCUCUGAAAUGGUGAAGCAAAGGGGAGACCUCCAGGCUCUACAGCAGCUAGCAGAAGAGCUGAGUGCAUUUGGCAUCUUAACAGAAAAAGGUCAGCUCACGGAGACUGUCAAAGACCUAACUAAAGGAUACAGAAAUCUAGAACUCACCAUUAAGAAGAGGGAGGAAGAGGCAGUGUCCUGCCAGCAGUCUCUGACCGAGUUCACUUCUCUGGUGGAAUCAGUUAGAAAAUGGUUAAAGGAAACAAAGGCAAACAUUCCAAAUUUUGAAUUGGCACUUAAUACAGACAUAAUCGAGCAACAGAUCCAGGAAGUAACGGUCCUGUUGGAAGACUGGUCAGCAAAAUCUCCACAAAUUCAAGAAAUAAACCAUAAAGGAACUGAGUUAGAAAGUCUCAUCAUGGAAAUAACAUCACCUGAUACAACUUUGUUAACUAGCAAAACAGGUUCUGUGAUGAUGAAUGGUGGGGUGACAGCACCUAGUGUGAAUGGGCACCACAGAAACAAAGAACUUGCAAAGAUUCAGCAGGACGUCGCCGAUGUGAACGACGACUAUAAAACCCUUGGUAGCAUGCUAAAGGAGUCUCAGGACCAUCUAAUGGCCACACUUAAUAAAAUGCAGGAGGUACAGGAAGAAACGGCCUCUAUCAUGAACUGGCUGGAAUUAAAAGAACAGACUUUAACCUCUUUAAGUUCACCGUCAAUCAAAACGCAAGCAAUGAAGGAGCAAGUGGAGCAAAACAAGGUUUAUCUUGCUGAGCUCGAACAGAAUUCUAGUAAGAUCGAUAAACUUAAAGGGGCAUUGAAAGACUUGCUGAAGAAAAAUCCAGACUCGCCAGAAGCUAAGAAGUGGACAGAAAUGCUUGAACAAAUAGAGUCAAAGUGGGCACGUGCCAAUCAGGCAAUAACUGAGAGGCAACAAAAACUAGAAGAAUCAGCAGAUCUUCUUUUAAGUUUCCAGAACACAGAAUCACAGCUCAGUCCAUGGUUAUCAGAAAAGGAAUUAAUGAUGAGUGUGCUCGGUCCUCUGUCAAUUGAUCCAAAUAUGCUCCGUGCCCAGAAGCAGCAAGUGCAGUUCAUGCUGAAGGAAUUUGAGACUCGCAAACCCCAAUAUGAACAUCUUAACCAAGCGGCACAGGGCAUACUCUGUGCACCUGGUGACGUGUGUCCUUCUGACAGCCUGGUGAGAGACCAGCUCAGAGCCAUCAACGACAAAUGGGAUAACCUGACUCAUCAGCUCAGCAAUCGUUCUGAUCAAAUUGAUCAGACCACAGCCAAGAGUACAGAGUACCAGGAGUUACUGCAGCAGCUCAGCGACAAAGUCAGGGUCCUCAAUAAUAAACUCAACUCUCAGUCGAUGGUCAGCACGCAGCCAGACGUCGUCAAACAGCAACUCGAAGAAAUCAGUGAAAUCCGUUCCGAGUUAGAACAGCAGAAGGAGCAGAUUGAAGAUGCCCAGAAUCUCUGUGAGGACCUGUCCUCCCUUAUUGGUGAACAGUAUUUAAAGGAUGAACUUCGGAAACGGCUGGAUGCAGUCUUGAUGCCAUUUAAUGGUCUUGAAGAGAGAGCAGGUGAUCGCAUAAACCAGCUUCAAACAACUCUGGCCAGUUCUCAGCAGUUUCAGCAAACUUUCGAUGAGCUCAAGCUGUGGCUGGAUGGGAAAUGCAGCGAGCAUACACAGAAACCUCUCGUGUCUGCGAACCUUGACACUUUACAAUCCCAAAUAAGUGAGCAAGAGGAGUUCCAAAAAAGUCUGAAUCAGCAUUCGGGUUCUUACGAGAUGAUCCUGGCUGAAGGAGAGUCCCUAGUUCGAAGUGCCCAAACAGGUGAAGAAAAGACGGGUCUUCAGAGUCAGUUGUCAGCUCUUAAAGGACAGUGGGAUGAGCUGUGGAAGCAGGCAGCAAGUAGACAUUCUAAGCUGAAAGACUGUGUUCAGAAAGCACAGAAGUACAGACAGUACAUGGAAGACCUGCUCCCAUGGGUAGAAGAAUGUGAAUUGAAGGUGAAAGAACUGGAGAUCACCAUUGACCCAACACAGUUGAACUCCUCUUUAGCUAAUGCAAAAGAUCUACAACACGAUGUGGACAAACGUCGCUCAUUGCUGGAGAUGAUGAACACUGCUGCAGACGUUCUUGUCGAUUCCUGUCAGGUGGAUGAAGAAGAUAUCAGAGAUGAGAAAACGGACAUAAACCAGAGGUUGGACCGUGUUACAGAGCAACUUCAAGUCAAAAGUGAAUCAAUUGAAGAAAUGGCUCAAAGACUGAAAGAAUUCCAAGACUCCCUGAAAAGUAUUCAGUUAAAACUUGAUGGUGCAAAACAACAGCUCGAAAUCUAUGAUGCUCUUGGAUCACAGGCCUGCAGUAAUAAGAACUUGGAGAAGCUGAGGACUCGUCAGGAAGCUCUUCAGAUCUUAGCGUCCCAGGUAGAAUAUCUGAGAGACCUUGCUCGAGGACUUGCAGAGGAUGCCCCUGAUGGUGCAGAUUCAUCACAGCUCCUUCAGCAGGCAGAAUUAGUUCAGCAAGAGUAUGGCGAUGUAAAGCAGAGGGUGGAUGAAAGCUGUCUGGCAAUGGAAAACAGACUUCAAGGAAUUGGUCAUUUCCAGAACCGUACUCGGGAAAUGUUUUCACGUCUUGCUGACUUGGAUGAUGAGCUGGACAGCAUGAGUCCCAUUGGGAGAGACGUGGACAGCCUGCAGUCGCAGACUGAUGAUGUUAGGCAGUUUAUGAGCAAGCUUAAAAAACUGAAGAAAGAUAUUGAGACUUCAGAAGAAGAAUGCAAACAGAUGCUGGAGGUGGAAGGCAGUCCAGACCUACAGGGACUGAAACGAGAGCUCGAAGCCUUGAACAAACAGUGUGGUAAACUACUCGAACGUGGAAGAAACAGACAAGAACAAGUGGAGGUGACCGUGGGACGCGUUGAAGAUUUCUAUGAAAAACUCAAAGAAUUAAAUAAUCUUCUUACCAAAACUGAAGAGGGUGAAGAAUUGCAAGGCAAUGUGGGUACAGAAGUUGAUAUCAUCAAUCAGCAGCUGGCAGACUUUAAGACAUUCCAAAAGGUUCAGGUGGAUCCUAUACAAUACAAACUCCAGCAGGCCAAUGCGGUAGGCCAGGGCCUUAUUCAGAGCGCAGCAAAGAAUACCAAUACACAAGGACUUGAACACGAUCUGGAUGAAACUAAUACCAGGUGGAACACACUCAACAAAAAGGUGGCAGAACGUAUAUCACAGUUGCAAGAAGCACUGUUACAUCGUGGAAAGUUCCAGGAUGCUUUGGAGCCUUUGUUGAGUUGGCUGACUGAUACAGAAGAGCUCAUUGCCAAUCAGAAACCUCCUUCAGCAGAAUAUAAAGUGGUGAAGGCACAAAUUCAGGAGCAGAAGCUCCUGCAGAGACUGCUAGAUGAUCGCAAAUCCACAGUGGAGAUUAUUAAGGCAGAGGGAGAGAGGAUUGCUGAGUCUGCCGAAACUGAAGAGAGGGAUAAGAUACAGAAACAACUGCAAAAUCUGCGAGAGAGAUGGGACAACUUGCUCAGCAAGGCUGCUGCAAGGCAGAAGCAGUUAGAGGAUAUUUUGGUGAUUGCAAAGCAGUUCCAUGAAACAGCAGAACCCCUGAAUGACUGGUUGACCAGCAAGGAGAAAAAAUUAGCCAAUUCUGAACCUGUCGGAACUCAAACCGCUAAAAUACAACAGCAAAUUGCACGCCAUAAGGCAUUAGAGGAUGACAUCACAAACCAAACGGAGAGCGUGCACCAGGCGGUCGAUGUCGGCCAGUUUCUCAUGACGUUGAGUGCAAAACCAGACCAGGAAAUGGUAGAGGACAAGUUGGAGUCUAUCCAGACUCGGUAUAGGGAGAUUAGGGACAAGUGCAGCCGAAAGGCAGUCCUGCUCCAGCAAGCCCUUGCCAAUGCCAAGAUCUUUGGAGAGGAGGAGGUGGAGGUGUUGAAUUGGCUGGCUGACGUUCAGGACAAACUGAGUCUAGUGGCCAUCAAAGAUUACAAACCUGACAUCCUGCUUAAACAACACAAAGAGCAGCUGGCUCUGAAUGAUGAGAUUAUAUCCCGGAAGAAGAAUGUAGAUCAAGCAGUUAGAAACGGGCAGGCCCUUCUUAAACAAACCACAGGUGAAGAGGUGAUCAUAAUUCAGGAGAAACUGGAUGGCAUUAAGAGUCGUUAUGCAGAGAUUACGACUUCUAGUUCCAGGGCGCUGAAAACGUUGGAGCAGGUCCUCCAACUUGCCACAAAGUUCCAGGCCUUCAAUGAAGAGCUUUGUGGCUGGCUCGAUUCAGUGGAAGCUGAACUUGCUGCAACCACUCCACAGUCACCAAUUGGAGAGCAGAUCCCACAGCUCCAUGAGAGACAGAAGGAGUUGAAGAAGGAAGUAAUGGAAUACAGGCUGGUCCUGGACACAAUCAAUGAAGUGAGCAACGCAUUACUGGAGCUGGUGCCAUGGAGAGCGCGCGAGGGUCUGGAUCGGCAAGUGGCAGAAGCCAACGAGCGCUACAGAACGGUCAGUGACACGGUGACACAGAAGGUCGAAGCUAUAGAUGCUGCCAUUCAGCGGUCACAGCAGUAUGAGCAGGCCACUGACUCCGAGCUUACCUGGGUGGCCGAAACUGUGCGAAAGUUAACAGCCUUGGGUCCAAUAAGGCUGGAACAAGAUCAGACAACAGCUCAACUGCAGGUGCAGAAGGCCUUUUCAAUUGACAUCAUACGGCAUAAGGAUUCCAUAGACGAGUUGGUAACUACGCAAGAUGAAAUUCUUGGUACCUGUGGAGACGAACAAAAGACUGCACUGCAGGAGAAGAUGAACUUACUACAGCAGCAAUACGAGAUGGUCAGUCAGAUGAACACUGAAAGGUACUCCCAACUGGAGCGGGCUCAGGUGUUGAUUAACCAGUUCUGGGAAACCUAUGAAGAGUUGUGUCCUUGGCUUGACGAGACCAGAAGUCUGAUAGCACAGCUCCCGCCACCAGCCGUUGACCAUGAGAUCUUGAAGCAACAGCAGGAAGAAAUGAGGCAACUCCGUGAAUCAAUCUCUGAGCACAAGCCUCACAUUGAUAAGCUAAUGAAGAUUGGGCCUCAGUUAAUGGUAUUGAAUCCAGAUGAGGGUAAAAUGGUCCAUGAGAAACAUACCACGGCAGAAGCCCUCUACACUAAAAUAAAACACGAUGCACGAGAGAGGGCUUUGGCAUUGGAUGAAGCAAUCUCGCAGUCUGCUCAGUUUCACGAUAAGAUUGACCCAAUGCUGGAGUCCCUGGGGCACAUUGCUGACCGGGUGCGGAUGCCUCCUUCAAUACCGGCUGAGGUUGAGAAGAUCCGAGAGCACAUCAGCGAGAAUAAAAACAUUGCAAUGGAACUCGAGAAACUCCAACCAUCUUUUGAAGCUCUUAAACGCCGCGGAGAGGAGCUGAUCAGUAGGUCAUCUGGAGCAGAGGAGGAUCCUGCUGCUAAAGCCAUUCAGGACAAGUUGAAUGAAAUGGUAUUUUACUGGGAAGAUAUCAAAGCCCGAGGUGAGGAGAGGGAUACUAAGCUUCUCGAUGUACUUGACCUUGCUGAGAAGUUCUGGUAUGAUAUGGCUGCCCUGAUGACUACCAUUAAGGACACACAGGAAAUAGUUCGAGACCUGGAGAGUCCUGGUAUCGAUCCUUCAAUCAUUAAACAACAACAGGAGGCUGCAGAGACAAUCAAAGAGGAGACAGAUGGACUUCACGAGGAACUGGAGUUUGUGCGAAUCUUGGGAGCAGACCUCAUCUUUGCCUGUGGAGAACUGGAAAAACCUGAAGUGAAAAAAAGUAUUGAUGAGCUCAAUAAUACCUGGGAUAACCUGAACAAAACCUGGAAGGAGCGAAUGGACAGACUGGAAGAAGCCAUGCAAGCAGCUGUCCAAUACCAAGAUGCACUGCAAGCAAUGUUCGACUGGCUGGAUAACACAGUAAUAAAACUGGGUGAAAUGUCUCCAGUUGGCACAGAUAUCAGCACUGUCAAGCAGCAAAUAAACGAAAUGAAGGAAUUUAAAAUGGAGGUGUACCAGCAGCAAAUAGAGAUGGAAAAACUUAACCACCAGGGGGAGCUCCUACUGAAGAAAGCCUCAGAUGAGACUGACCAAGACAUAAUUCAACAGCCACUCAAUGAACUCCAGCAUCUCUGGGAAGAUCUGGGAGAGAAGAUCAUUAACAGACAGCACAAAGUGGAGGGCGCACUGUUGGCACUGGGUCAGUUUCAACAUGCACUGGCUGAACUUAUGACCUGGUUGAACCAUACUGAGGAGCUCCUGGAUGGACAAAGACCAAUCACUGGAGACCCAAAGGCCAUAGAGAUCGAACUGGCAAAACAUCACGUCCUGAAAAAUGACGUCCUUGCACAUAAAUCAACAGUUGACACUGUUAAUAAAGCUGGUAAUGAACUUCUGGAAUCAAGCGCAGGGGAGGAUGCCAAUAACCUAAAGCAUCGACUAGACACCCUGAAUCAGAGUUGGCAGAACCUGCUCAGGAAAACUGAAGGGAGAGAGCAGCAACUGGAGGCUGCCCUGCAGCAGGCUGAAGGAUUUCAUAGUGAGAUUGACGACUUCUUGCAAUGGCUGAGUCGGGUUGAGAAUCAAUUGGCAGUGUCAAAAUCAACUGGAGGUUUACCUGAGACGGCUCGGGAACAGCUCAAUGCACACUUGGACCUUUAUGGGGAAUUCCAUGCUCAUGAGGAAACGUACAAGAACUUGCACGAUAAAGGUCGACUGUUGCUGAGUAGCCGUGAUGACGCCUCAGGAUCCAAUGUUGAACAGUGUGUGGCCUUAUUAGAACAGAAAUGGCAAUCGAUGAGCACUAAGAUGGAGGAAAGGAAGACCAAGCUGGAAGAGGCUCUCAAUCUCGCAACAGAAUUCCAGAAUUCUUUACAGGAUUUCAUUAACUGGCUUACGCAGGCAGAGCAGAGCCUGAACAUUGCUGCUCCUCCUAGUCUUAUACUCGAUACCGUCCUCUUCCAGAUGGAUGAACACAAGAUUUUUGCCAAUGAAGUGAAUUCUCAUCGAGAUCAAAUCAUUGACCUGGAUAAAACUGGAAAUCAGCUGAAGUUCCUCAGCCAGAAACAGGAUGUGGUCCUGAUAAAGAAUCUUCUGUUUAGUGUGCAAUCACGCUGGGAGAAAGUGGUGCAGCGCUCUGUUGAGAGAGGAAGGGCGCUCGAUGAGGCCAGGAAGCGUGCAAAGCAGUUCUAUGAAGCAUGGAAAAAGCUGAUCGACUGGCUGGAGGAAGCGGAAAACAAUCUGGAUACGGACCUUGAAAUCUCCAAUGACCCGGAUAAGAUCAAACUGCAGCUCACAAAGCACAAGGAUUUUCAGAAAACGCUGGGUGGGAAACAGCCAGUGUACGACACCACAAUCCGAAUGGGCCGCUCAAUGAAAGAUAAGGCUUCCCACGAGGAUGAUCGGCAGAAAUUGGAUAAUCUCCUUGGAGAAGUCCGGGACAAGUGGGACACCGUCUGCGGCAAAUCAGUUGAAAGGCAGCACAAGCUGGAAGAGGCUCUUCUGUUUUCAGGACAGUUUACUGAUGCUCUCCAGGCAUUAGUGGAUUGGCUGUACAAGGUUGAGCCACAGUUGGCUGAAGAUCAACCUGUCCACGGAGAUCUUGAUCUGGUGAUGAACUUGAUGGAUGCUCAUAAGGUUUUCCAGAAGGAACUCGGCAAGCGCACAAGUAGUGUUCAGGUCCUGAAACGGUCAGCUCGUGAACUGAUUGAGAACAGCCACGACGACACAACCUGGGUGAAAGUUCAACUACAGGAACUGAGUAUACGAUGGGACACAGUGUGCAAACUCUCAGUGUCUAAGCAGACACGGCUUGAGCAGGCUCUUAAGCAGGCAGAGGAGUUCCGCAGUGCUGUCCAUAUGCUACUGGAGUGGCUUUCUGAGGCAGAGCAAUCGCUUCGAUUCCGGGGCGUCCUACCAGAUGAUGUGGAAGCUCUGCAGUCCUUGAUUGAUUUGCACAAGGAAUUUAUGAAGAAAGUGGAGGAGAAGCGUGUCGAUGUCAAUAAGGCAGCUGGCAUGGGGGAAGCCAUUUUAGCCGUGUGCCACCCAGACUGCGUCACGACCGUCAAACAUUGGAUCACCAUCAUCCGAGCCCGCUUUGAAGAAGUGCUGACGUGGGCAAAACAGCACCAACAACGGUUGGCAUCUGCACUGUCAGAGUUGGUUACCAAUGCUGAGCUGUUGGAAGAGCUGUUGUCCUGGUUACAGUGGGCUGAAACUACACUAAUACAAAGAGAUCAAGAGUCUAUGCCAAAGGAAAUUGAACAAGUCAAAGCAAUCAUCGCAGAACAUCAGUCUUUCAUGGAAGAAAUGACUCGGAAACAGCCGGAUGUGGAUAAAGUUACAAAAACAUACAAGCGGAAGGCAGUGGAACCAUCACACGUGCGAGGAAGAAAACCUUUAAAUCAAAUGACUAAUCCACCCACACCCACGGCUAUUGCAGCACAGACAGAAGCAAAAAAUCCCCAGAUUAAUCUACUCUCCGGCAGAUGGCAGCAAGUUUGGUUACUGGCGCUGGAGAGACAGCGAAAGCUACACGACUGUCUGGACCGAUUGGAGGAACUGAAAGAAUUUGCCAACUUUGACUUUGAUGUGUGGCGGAAAAAAUACAUGCGAUGGAUGAACCAUAAGAAGUCCCGAGUAAUGGACUUUUUCCGGCGCAUUGAUAAGGAUCAGGAUGGAAAGAUCACACGGCAGGAAUUCAUUGAUGGAAUCCUCUCUUCAAAGUUCCCCACUAGUAAACUGGAAAUGACUGCUGUCGCUGACAUUUUUGACGGAGAUGGAGAUGGUUACAUCGACUAUUAUGAAUUUGUGGCUGCACUUCAUCCCAAUAAAGAUGCCUACCGGCCUGUUACUGAUGCUGACAAAAUCGAGGAUGAGGUGACUAGACAGGUGGCACAGUGCAAAUGUGCAAAACGUUUUCAGGUGGAGCAGAUUGGAGAGAACAAGUACAGAUUCUUCCUUGGAAAUCAGUUUGGGGAUUCCCAGCAGUUGCGCCUUGUGCGUAUUCUGCGAAGCACUGUGAUGGUCCGUGUUGGAGGAGGUUGGAUGGCAUUGGACGAGUUCUUAGUGAAAAAUGAUCCCUGCAGAGCAAGAGGACGAACCAAUUUAGAACUGCGAGAGAAAUUUAUAUUACCAGAGGGAGCAUCGCAGGGUAUGGCACCUUUCAGGAUUAGAGGUCGCAAAUCUAAGCCUUCGUCCAGGGCUGCAUCUCCAACCCGAUCAAGUUCCAGUGCCAGCCAUAGUAACCACAGUUGUACAUCUGUGCCUUCGUCACCCGCCACUCCAGCCAGCGGAAAUAAGACGCCCCAGACCUUCACACGUUGUUAUGACAAACCUUGGUUGACAAACAGUAAGGCUUCUACUCCCUCUAAGUGCCUAGACUCACAUGUGUUCCAGAUCCCCAGCAUUGAGGUGACUUCCGUGCAAGGAAGUAAACUCAGACGACCAAGCUACCACUCCAGCAAGGUCUCACUCAGUGGGGACAAUGGAAACGUGCCUACAGCCGCCAAGGCCAGCAAAACUGAUUCCAAAAGGACACCAAGCAGGCCGACAAGUCGGGCAGGAAGUCGUGCCGGUAGCAGAGCAAACAGUCGGCGAGGCAGCGACGCUUCUGAUUUUGAUGUCCUGGAGACGCAAUCAAUGUGUUCAGAUAUUUCCGAAUCCAGCACAGGAGGAUCCCAAGCAAGUUCGCGAAGGGGUUCCACAAAACCUUCAAAGAUCCCAACACCCUCAAAGAAAACCACGACCCCAAAAACCACAGGCACCAGAAGAUAAUACAAGUGAAGCUGUGGAAUAGUCCACACAAACCAACACACACACACAUACACACCACACACGCGCGUGCGACCAGAUGUAUAAUAUUCUACAAAAAGUACUGUUGUUAAGCAUUGUAAAAGAUUAAUUGUCGUCUAAUACUGCCUUAUCAUUGUACUUUCUCUGGUUUUUUUUUGUUUUUGUAAGUUAAAAGUUUUUUCAUGUGAAUAUUUAUGUAGAUAAAACAUCCAUGUUUUGUUCCCAUGGCCUCUGUGUCAGAGGGAAGUGAGAAUGCUUUUAAAGAAAAAGGAAAUUUAAAUGUGUUCGUGUUCUAUUAAAGAUUUGAACUACUGCUUUUUAAAAAAAACUUGCAUUUAGGAAAUGACCCUUUAAUGAGAAGUUGACUUGCUGUAAAGGCAAGACAAAUGCUGCAGUGUUUGUUAAGAAUCACGGAUACCUCACGGAGUAUUUAAGUGGGAAAAAAAAUGGAGCGAUGUACAGUUUUACUUAUUUUUAAGAUUGUUCAUUUUUUGCCUGCUGAAAGUUACACAAAUAAUAAUUAUGACAACAAGUGCACAUGCAAGUUGUAAAAGACUAUUGCUAUCUUGUAAGCAGUAUAAAGGACACUUUAAUAGCAGCUGAAGGUCAUUGUGGGCCACACCAGCAAUUGCUAGCAAGGCCCUUCUCACUUUUUUAUGCUGCUUUUUGUUCAUAUGAACUGACCACUGGGGCUACAUGAGCAGCAGUAUUUAUAUUCUAUUGAUAUCUAGUCUGACCAUGUCGCUAUGUGAAUCCACAAUUGAAAUUGUACCAAUGAGUCAAACGUUCAUUUUUUGUAUUCAAAAACAAAUGUGCUUGCAGUAACUUAAAAAAAAAGAUUAAGUACUGCUUUACUUGUCUCGGUGGUCUUUAUUCAUAAUUCAGCGAGGUGGUGUCACGGGUAGAUAGGGGCGUGAAGAAAAAUUUCGGCACAUUGGCCUUCAUAAAUCAAAGUAUUGGGUAUAGGAGAUAGGAUGUUACGUUGAAGUUGUAUAAGACAUUGGUGAGGCCUAAUUUGGAGCAGAUUUGGUCACCUACCUACAGGAAAGAUGUAAACAAGGUUGAAAGAGUACAGAGAAAAUUUACAAGGAUGUUGCCAGGUCUGGAGGGCCUAAGUUAUAUGGAAAGAUUGAAUGGGUUAGAACUUUAUUCCUUGGAACGUAGAAGGUUGAGGGGAAAUUUGAUAGAAGUAUACAAAAUUAUAAGGGUAUAGAUAGGGUAAGUGCAAGCAUGCUUUUUCCACUGAAGUUGGGUGGAACUACACCAUGAGGUGAUGGGUUAAGCUUGAAAGGUGAAAAGUUUAAAGGGAACUUGAGGGAGUGCAGAGGAGAUUUACAAGGAUGUUGCCUGAAUUGGGGAGCAUGCCUUAUGAGAAUAGGUUGAGUGAACUUGGCCUUUUCUCCUUGGAGCGACGGAGGAUGAGAGGUGACCUGAUAGAGGUGUACAAGAUGAUGAGAGGCUUUGAUCGUGUGGAUAGUCAGAGGCUUUUUCCCAGGGCUGAAAUGGCUAGCACGAGAGGGCACAGUUUUAAGGUCCUUUGAAAUAGGUACAGAGGAGAUGCCAGGGUAAGUUAUUUACGCAGUGUGUGGUGAGUGCGUGGAAUGGGCUGCUGGUGAUGGUGGUGGAGGCAGAUACGAUAGGGUCUUUUAAGAGACUUCUGGAUAGGUACAUGGAGUUUAGAAAAAUAGAGGGCAAUGGGUAACCCUAGGUAACUUCUAAAGUAAGUACAUGUGUGGCACAGCAUUAUGGGCCGAAGGGCCUGUAUUGUGCUGUAGGUUUUCUAUGUUUCUAUGUAACUUAUUCAGUUGGACUGUGCAGACAGUGUGGGAUGAGCUGCCAGCGCAAGUGGUGGAUGCCGGGUCAAUUUCAACAGUUAAGAGAAGCUUGGAUAGGUACAUGAAUGGUAGGGGUAUGGAGGACGAUGGUCCCGGUGCAGGUCGCUGGUAGUAGGCAAUGUAAAUGAUUCAGCAUGGAUUAGAUGGACUGAAGGGUCUGUUUGUGCUGUAUUUUUCUAUGACUGACUCUAUUCAAGAGAUUGAAGAUUCUCCCUGUGCUGUAACAUAGUUUCUGUUUAGAUUGGUGCAUACGUUAGAAUUAAUAGUGCAGAAGGAUUAGAAUUGUGCGAUUUCUGCAAGAGUGACUAUCUGAUCCCACAUACUAUUCUUAGAUGUAAGUAUGCCUACAUCCCUCAUGUUGAUGUCCAUAUAGAAAAUCUGAUUUGGAUUACUUAUGUGUUUAGCAGGAUUCUACAGCUGUUGGUAUAUAAAGUGCCAUCUACAGGAAUCUAAUAAGAAUAGGAAAAAAAUACUGUCAUUGGUAUCAAAAAAAAAAUGCUGGACUCACAGUGGUUUCCAACCUAGAAUCCAUGGACCCCUCAGUUAACGGUAAGGCUCCAUGGCAUAAUAAGUUGUAGGGAAUCCUUGUGAGGGGCGCCCUGUGUCAGGCAGUUUCUGUAGAGACAAGGGGAUGGUCAAAAUUUUUAGUCCAUAAGGUACAGGAGCAGAAUUAGGCCAUUUGGCCCAUUGAGUCUGCUCUGCCAUUUCAUCGUUUCAUCAUGGCUGAUCCAUUUUUCCUCUCAGCCCCAAUCUCUUGCCUUCUCCCUGUAACUCUUUGUUCCUGACUAAUCAAGAACCUAUUAAACUCUGCCUUAACUAUACCAAAUAACUUGGCCUCCACAACUGCCUGUGACAAUGAAUUCCACAGAUUCACCACCCUCCGGCUAAAGAAAUUCCUCCUCAUCUCUGUUCUAAAAGGAUGUCCCUCUAUUCCGAGGCUGUGUCCUCUGGUCUUGGACUCCCCCCACUAGAGGAAACAUCCUCUCCGCAUCCAUUCCAUCAAGGCCUUUCACCGUUCGAUAGGUUUCAGUGAGGUCACCUUCCACAUUGACCAGAAAUAUCAAGUAUCUCUGCUCCACACAGGUGCUGCCCGACCUGCUGAGUUCCUAUAGCGGCUUGUUUUCUGCUUCAGAUCCCAGCAUCUUCGAUCUCUCGUGCCCUCACUAUCAUUGGCAUUCAGAACUGGCAAUCGAACACUACAACACAGUACAGGCCCUUGGACCACAAUGUUGUGCCGACCCUUUAACCUACUUUAAGAUCAAUCUAACCCUUCCCUCACACAUGGCCCUCCAUUUUUCUUUCAUUCAUGUGCUUAUCUAAGAGUCUCUUAAAUGUCCCUGAUGUAUCUACCUCUAGCACCCCCUUGGCAGUGUAUUUUGUGCACCUACCGCUCUCAGAAUGGGUGGGGACGAAACUACCUCUGACAUGGCCCUCCCCAUACUUCUGUCCAGUCACCUUAAAAUUAUGCCCCUUCGUAUUGGCCAUUUCCACCCUAGGAAGAAAGGUGCUAGCUGUGCAACCUAUCUGUGCCUCUCAACAUUUUGUACACCUCUAUCAAAGUCACCUCUCAUCCUCUUUCACUCCAAAGAGAAAAGCCCUAGCUCACUCAGCCAAUCCUCAUCAGGCAUGCUCUCUAAUAUAGGGCAGCAUCCAGUUAAGUCUCCUCUGCACCCUGUCCAAAGCUUCCACAUUCUUCCUAUAGUGCGAUAACCAGAGCUGAACCCAAUACUCCCAAGUGCAGUCUAACCAGAGAUUUAUUAAGCUGUAGCAUUACCUCGUGGCUCUUGAACUCAAUCUGGACCAAAACAUAAUCUGCUGGAGGAACUUGAUGGAUCAAACACCAUCUGUGGGAGGACGGGGAAUGUCGAUGUUUCAGGUUGAAACCCUGACUCGGGGUUGAGCGGCGGGGAAGAUGGUAUUAAUAGGAGAGAAGAAAUGUCAAGGCAGAGACCGGAAAAGUCACCAGCAAUCAUUAUAGUUCUGGUUUUCAUCCUUCAAAUUUUAGUGCACUUUUGCUUGCAAGAUAUCUAAAGUACAGCCAGGAGUCAAGAGAAUCUUUGUCAUGAUAUUUGCCUCAUUCAAUGUAGCAUGUGCCUUAUAUAAAUGGUUAAAAAGAAGUUACAUUAGACUGUAGCCAGUUGAUUAUAUAGUCAAUAGUAAAGUCUAUUGUAGUGAUGAUACUUUAUAUAUUUGCAAUUAAUUCAGACAACUAA